Molecule: messenger RNA, 2233 nt
Organism: Mizuhopecten yessoensis (Yesso scallop)
Lineage: Eukaryota; Metazoa; Mollusca; Bivalvia; Pectinida; Pectinidae
Product: monocarboxylate transporter 9-like
Exons: 8
Coding region: 237-1571 (444 amino acids)
Biological process (GO): transmembrane transport; monocarboxylic acid transport
Molecular function (GO): monocarboxylic acid transmembrane transporter activity
Source: RefSeq, a predicted model, not a curated record
CAGGAGCGACUAAAGAGUUUCAGAGAUAUGGAUAGAGUAUUGUCAGUAAAAUUAACCCGCUCUAACCCACGUGACACCGACAGCCAGGUUACUCUAGCCGACUCAGCUGACGUUGAAAACGGUAUUUCAAUGAGGUCGAAAUAGAGUGUUUAAUACCUCGCAGUAUAAAAACAGCUGACGACCACGUGGACAAAGGAUGGGCGUGGCUGAUAGUACUGGGGUGCUCUAUUGGUCACAUGCUGGCUAUAAUGAUGAUGUCAAGUUUCGGUUUAUUUUUUGUGCCACUGAUUGCGGAGUUUGAUACAAAUCUCGAUGAGAUAGCUAUGGCGGGAAACAUUAUGUACGGUGCGACCUACAUAACAGUGACUCUGGCAAGUCCUGUGUGUGAUAUGUUGGGUUGCCGUAUCAUCAUGUAUAUUGGAGCCGUACUGCUAGCUGGGGCUUUCUUUAUCGGCUAUCUCCUCCUGAACAUCUAUACCUUUUUUGCUAUUGGGGCUAUAGCAGGUCUAGGAGGAGGCCUUUCUAUAGCUUCCAGUCUUAUGGCAUUCAGAGGGUACUUCGAAAAGAAACGCCAUAUUGCCCUGGCGUUAAUUUUUGUUGCUAACGGAACCGGAAGUGUAAUAGGACCACCAAUCACAACUUUCCUUUUGAAUGAAUUCGGACUCCGAGGAACAUGUAUGAUGUUAUCAGGCAUUUACCUUCACGGUGCCAUUGGCGGGGCGCUGCUUAGGCCGUUACCACCCAACCCUUUCCAAAAGGCUCCUCAACAAAAAGAGCGUACCGUCAGGCUGCUGUGUGCGGUAGUCCGAGCCUAUGGGGUAUACAUAGACAAAGCGUUGUUAAGAAGUUUCCUAUUCUACCUGUGUAUUAUAUCCUCAUACCUCUAUGUCAUUGGAUUUGUGGUAACGUAUUCUCGUCUACCCGACUAUAUGACAACGAACACAUAUUCCCUGGAAGAAGCGUCUACAGCCCUCCUCCUAGCCGGGGCGGCAAACACUUUGGGGAAAAUGGUUGGAAUGUUACUUGUUGACAAAAGGCCUAGUUUCACCCGCUACUUCUAUAUCUGUGCCUGCGUCCUCAGUGGGGGAUCGCUCACAUCUAUUCCUUUAUGCAUGAAUGUCUUCCACUUUUACGCAGCAUCUGCAGGGUUCGGCUUUUUCUUUGGCAAUAUUCACUACCUUGGAAGCAUGCUGUUUAUUGAGUUUUUCGGACCAAGUAAAUUGUCCGGAUGUUUUGGAAUGCUCUAUUUGUCCUACACUGUUGCAUCUUUUACGGGAAAUCCUCUGGCAGGAAUGGUCGCUGAUAGGACGUCAUUUGAUGGCGCUGAAUUCUUCUUCAUCGGAUCCUGUAUCAUAGCUGCCGGGUUCGUGUUGAUUCCAAGUGUUUUUGUCACAACCAACAGAUCAAUCCUUCAUACGAAAACGGAAACACCGACUUUGGAAUCUCCAUUCGGUCCUUCAGAAAUCUCUGACAUAGAUCCUAUGCCAUAUUCAAGAAUAGGCCCAUUGGAAAUAACGGAAAGCAUAUCGUAUAAAGCUGUGCUGUACGGUGCUAUAUCCCUACCAGCAUAAAUACGUCUCUAAACGAAUUAUAUCAACGACGUAUUCAUUUAUGUCUACGUAUUAGAACAUUGUUUUAAUUUAAAUGCGUGAUAAUUUAGCUCUCUUACAAGCAAGAGCUCUGUGCUGUUUUUAUUUUAAAUUUUAUAGUCAUAUUUAUGAAGUGCUUUUUAAUUUUAUAGUCAUAUUUAUGAAAUUCUUUUUAAUUUUAUCGUCAUAUUUAUGAAGUGCUUUUUAAUUUUAGUGAAAACCUCAAACAUAUGAACAUCACUUAAUAAAGUAAGCUUAGUCAUACGCGCACACACCGCUCAAAUAAGUGCAUUUAUAGUAAAAAGAAAGCUUGAUGAAAGUAAAUGUGGUAGGUUGUAUAGAGUUAAAUGUCCUACCAACAGCUAAGGUCAUUUGAGGAGUGUCGCCAAGUGUGUUGCAUAGGCUUGCAUGUGCGUCAGUGUGCCAGAGGCAGGAUAGGUUGUUGUAAAUGCCUCCUUGUGAUAGCAUUGAACUGAUGCGACGUUAGACAUUAAAUGUGAUCUGGUAAUACGUACCUCUUACUAUGAUAUAAAGUCCAACAAACGAAUUCAGGGACACAUUAAUUUUGCUGCGUUUCUUCUUCUUCUUCUUUUUCUUCUUCUUCUUCUUCUUUUUCUUCUUCUUCUUCUUCUUCUUCUUCUUCU